AUGGUGCCUGAAGAAGAGCCUCAAGACCGAGAGAAAGCACUCUGGUGGUUCCAGUUGAAGGUCUGGUCCGUGGUGGUCGUAUCCAUCUUGCUCCUCAGUGUCUGUUUCACUGUGAGUUCUGUGGUGACUCACAAUUUUAUGUAUAGCAAAACUGUCAAGAGGCUGUCCAAGUUACGAGAGUAUCAACAGUAUCAUCCAAGCCUGACCUGCAUCAUGGAAGGAAAGGACAUAGAAGAUUGGAGCUGCUGCCCAACCCCUUGGACUUCAUUUCAGUCUAGUUGCUACUUUAUUUCUACCGUGAUGCAAUCUUGGACUGAGAGUCAAAAGAACUGUUCUGUGAUGGGGGCUGAUCUGCUGGUGAUCAACACCAAGGAAGAGCAGUGCUACCCUGAAGAUAUUUGUGACAGCACGUGAAAGUAUCAACCUAACACCAAGAGUGACCCCUAGUGUAAACUAUGAACUCUGGAUGAUAAUCCUGUCAGGGUAAAUUCAUCAGCUGCAAAGUGUGCAAUUCUGGUGUGUGACGUUGACAGUAGAGGCGGCAUGUGUGGGGUGUGAGGGAAG
Molecule: messenger RNA, 564 nt
Organism: Symphalangus syndactylus (siamang)
Lineage: Eukaryota; Metazoa; Chordata; Mammalia; Primates; Hylobatidae
Gene: CLEC4C
Product: C-type lectin domain family 4 member C
Source: RefSeq, a predicted model, not a curated record